AUGACUGAAAACGAACAAGUUGAAAUAAUCGAAAGAAAAGAAGAGUUAGUUGAUGAAAUAUAUAUACAAAAUGAAAUCGAUAAAUUAAAUAUAGACGAAUUAAUAAAGCCUAAACAAAACCAUGCAUUAAAAAAAGUUAUACAAACAGAUAGAAAUAUUGUUAUGAGUUUAGAUGACAAAAUAAGUAAGUUACAAAAGUCAUGUCAAUAUGGAAAACAAGUAUCAAGAAUCAUAAAAUUUAAAGCAGAGAGUUUAAGUACUAUUUCUUUAAAGGAAAAAUUAAAAUUAAUAUUAGAUACAUUUGUAGAUAUGUUUUCUGAAGAUAAUGAAACGAAUACUGAAUUUCAACUUAAUGAUGAUGAUAAUAGUUUUAUAAACAAUAAUAAUGUCGUAAAACCAACUAUUAGUUUUAUAAAAAUAUCAAAAUAUUUUAGUAUAAAUACAUUACCAUUUUGUUCACUAAAUUAUGAUACAAUCCCUUUAAAUCUUUUUAUUAGUGAUGAAAAUAAUUUUACUAUUGAAACAAAUAAAAAAAAAAAUUAUACCAGAACUAAACAAUCUAACAAUAGUUAUAAAAAAUUAAAAGAUUAUACAUAUGAUAAUGGACCUGAAGUAAAAUUAGAAACUUAUGAACAAUCAAUGAAACUUAAAUAUAAAUUAAAUCAACUUGAAAAAAUUCAAAAAAAUGUAAAAUUUUUUAAUUUUAUUAUUGAUUGUGAUCCAAUUAAUGGAUUUAAUGAAACAACAUUUCGUUUGUUUUUGGUUACUUUACUUGUAUCAAAAGGUCAUGUAGAAUUUUAUAAAAAUACGGAUGAUAUUUUAUGCAUUAAAUCAUGUGAAACCCUGGACCCAAAUAAUGAAAAUGAUGACAUCACACACACAUUGGAAGGAGAAUUAAAAAAAAAAAAAAAAAAACCAAGCCUUACUUACGUCGUGGUCUUAUAA
This is a messenger RNA of Plasmodium yoelii, 945 nucleotides long. RefSeq names its product conserved protein, unknown function. The transcript has a single exon. NCBI's taxonomy places the organism in Eukaryota, Apicomplexa, Aconoidasida, Haemosporida, Plasmodiidae. The coding region runs from base 1 to 945 and encodes 314 amino acids. The record is from RefSeq and is a predicted model, not a curated record.